Molecule: messenger RNA, 4236 nt
Organism: Leishmania mexicana MHOM/GT/2001/U1103
Lineage: Eukaryota; Euglenozoa; Kinetoplastea; Trypanosomatida; Trypanosomatidae
Product: putative viscerotropic leishmaniasis antigen
Exons: 1
Coding region: 1-4236 (1411 amino acids)
Molecular function (GO): protein binding
Source: RefSeq, a predicted model, not a curated record
AUGGGUCACGUGGGAGCAUGCAAGGUGCAUCGUGUCACCAUGGCGGUCAUCAUCGUCCUGUUUUGGAUGGUGCCCGCCGUUACCUGCAUCGGUUUCCUCGCGGUCCACUACCGCCGCAAACGCGCGGACGAGCGGCAGAAGGCACUUCACCAGCUGCCGGAGGUCUCUGGGACCUCGCCGGCCGCCUCUCCGAUCUGGCGACCGCUGCAGUGCGCAUCAAGCACGCCUCAAUCCUCAUCUUCAUCCCACGCCAUCCUUGCAGACGACAGUGAGGCUUCCCACAGCGGCGGCCGCGUAGCGGACCUUGACCACGCUUCAGAAGGUCUCGUCGAGUUCCCUGUGCCGGGCAACGACGAGAGCUUAUCACCGCAGUCCCGAUGCACCACACCAUCCACCACCGCAUCCUGCGGCCUGCCCAAGACGAAAGAGUUUGAGAUGGCGGCUCUGCGUGCCGUCACUCCACCUUCUAUGGAGCGCCUUUCAGAGAAACAACACCCCAGUCACAUCCACAAGGAAGACGACGUGAGCCCCACGACUACCAUGAGCUUGCCACCGACAAUACAAUCCAGCCACGAUGUCCCUGCUCACGAUGAAACACUCGGCAGCACCGUCCUUCACCACUCGACACACACACCUAUACCACUACAUCUUCAAACACACUUAAUAUACCAACUCAACAGCCACACACAACACCAGAAGACUCCCACGGCUAGCGUCCAGGCUGCCGAGGAGGCGGCGCGCCUGGCGGCCGAGCAUGAGGCCGAGCAGGUCCGCGUCUGUGCCCUCGAGGAGGCGGCGCGUCUCCGCGCUGAGCUGGGGGCUGCCGAGGAGGCGGCGCGCCUGGCGGCCGAGCAUGAGGCCGAGCAGGUCCGCGUCCGUGCCCUCGAGGAGGUGGCGCGUCUCCGCGCUGAGCUGGGGGCUGCCGAGGAGGCGGCGCGCCUGGCGGCCGAGCAUGAGGCUGAGCAGGUCCGCGUCCGUGCCCUCGAGGAGGCGGCGCGUCUCCGCGCUGAGCUGGAGGCUGCCGAGGAGGCGGCGCGCCUGGAGGCCGAGCAUGAGGCCGAGCAGGUCCGCGUCUGUGCCCUCGAGGAGGCGGCGCGUCUCCGCGCUGAGCUGGGGGCUGCCGAGGAGGCGGCGCGCCUGGCGGCCGAGCAUGAGGCCGAGCAGGUCCGCGUCUGUGCCCUCGAGGAGGCGGCGCGUCUCCGCGCUGAGCUGGGGGCUGCCGAGGAGGCGGCGCGCCUGGCGGCCGAGCAUGAGGCCGAGCAGGUCCGCGUCUGUGCCCUCGAGGAGGCGGCGCGUCUCCGCGCUGAGCUGGGGGCUGCCGAGGAGGCGGCGCGCCUGGCGGCCGAGCAUGAGGCCGAGCAGGUCCGCGUCUGUGCCCUCGAGGAGGCGGCGCGUCUCCGCGCUGAGCUGGGGGCUGCCGAGGAGGCGGCGCGCCUGGCGGCCGAGCAUGAGGCUGAGCAGGUCCGCGUCCGUGCCCUCGAGGAGGCGGCGCGUCUCCGCGCUGAGCUGGAGGCUGCCGAGGAGGCGGCGCGCCUGGCGGCCGAGCAUGAGGCUGAGCAGGUCCGCGUCCGUGCCCUCGAGGAGGCGGCGCGUCUCCGCGCUGAGCUGGAGGCUGCCGAGGAGGCGGCGCGCCUGGAGGCCGAGCAUGAGGCCGAGCAGGUCCGCGUCUGUGCCCUCGAGGAGGCGGCGCGUCUCCGCGCUGAGCUGGGGGCUGCCGAGGAGGCGGCGCGCCUGGCGGCCGAGCAUGAGGCCGAGCAGGUCCGCGUCUGUGCCCUCGAGGAGGCGGCGCGUCUCCGCGCUGAGCUGGAGGCUGCCGAGGAGGCGGCGCGCCUGGCGGCCGAGCAUGAGGCUGAGCAGGUCCGCGUCCGUGCCCUCGAGGAGGCGGCGCGUCUCCGCGCUGAGCUGGAGGCUGCCGAGGAGGCGGCGCGCCUGGAGGCCGAGCAUGAGGCUGAGCAGGUCCGCGUCCGUGCCCUCGAGGAGGUGGCGCGUCUCCGCGCUGAGCUGGGGGCUGCCGAGGAGGCGGCGCGCCUGGCGGCCGAGCAUGAGGCUGAGCAGGUCCGCGUCCGUGCCCUCGAGGAGGCGGCGCGUCUCCGCGCUGAGCUGGAGGCUGCCGAGGAGGCGGCGCGCCUGGAGGCCGAGCAUGAGGCCGAGCAGGUCCGCGUCUGUGCCCUCGAGGAGGCGGCGCGUCUCCGCGCUGAGCUGGGGGCUGCCGAGGAGGCGGCGCGCCUGGCGGCCGAGCAUGAGGCCGAGCAGGUCCGCGUCUGUGCCCUCGAGGAGGCGGCGCGUCUCCGCGCUGAGCUGGGGGCUGCCGAGGAGGCGGCGCGCCUGGCGGCCGAGCAUGAGGCCGAGCAGGUCCGCGUCUGUGCCCUCGAGGAGGCGGCGCGUCUCCGCGCUGAGCUGGGGGCUGCCGAGGAGGCGGCGCGCCUGGCGGCCGAGCAUGAGGCCGAGCAGGUCCGCGUCUGUGCCCUCGAGGAGGCGGCGCGUCUCCGCGCUGAGCUGGGGGCUGCCGAGGAGGCGGCGCGCCUGGCGGCCGAGCAUGAGGCCGAGCAGGUCCGCGUCUGUGCCCUCGAGGAGGCGGCGCGUCUCCGCGCUGAGCUGGGGGCUGCCGAGGAGGCGGCGCGCCUGGCGGCCGAGCAUGAGGCCGAGCAGGUCCGCGUCUGUGCCCUCGAGGAGGCGGCGCGUCUCCGCGCUGAGCUGGAGGCUGCCGAGGAGGCGGCGCGCCUGGCGGCCGAGCAUGAGGCCGAGCAGGUCCGCGUCUGUGCCCUCGAGGAGGCGGCGCGCCUGGCGGCCGAGCAUGAGGCUGAGCAGGUCCGCGUCCGUGCCCUCGAGGAGGCGGCGCGUCUCCGCGCUGAGCUGGAGGCUGCCGAGGAGGCGGCGCGCCUGGCGGCCGAGCAUGAGGCUGAGCAGGUCCGCGUCUGUGCCCUCGAGGAGGCGGCGCGUCUCCGCGCUGAGCUGGGGGCUGCCGAGGAGGCGGCGCGCCUGGCGGCCGAGCAUGAGGCCGAGCAGGUCCGCGUCUGUGCCCUCGAGGAGGCGGCGCGUCUCCGCGCUGAGCUGGAGGCUGCCGAGGAGGCGGCGCGCCUGGCGGCCGAGCAUGAGGCUGAGCAGGUCCGCGUCUGUGCCCUCGAGGAGGCGGCGCGUCUCCGCGCUGAGCUGGGGGCUGCCGAGGAGGCGGCGCGCCUGGCGGCCGAGCAUGAGGCCGAGCAGGUCCGCGUCUGUGCCCUCGAGGAGGCGGCGCGUCUCCGCGCUGAGCUGGGGGCUGCCGAGGAGGCGGCGCGCCUGGCGGCCGAGCAUGAGGCCGAGCAGGUCCGCGUCUGUGCCCUCGAGGAGGCGGCGCGUCUCCGCGCUGAGCUGGGGGCUGCCGAGGAGGCGGCGCGCCUGGAGGCCGAGCAUGAGGUCGAGCAGGUCCGCGUCUGUGCCCUCGAGGAGGCGGCGCGUCUCCGCGCUGAGCUGGGAGCUGCCGAGGAGGUGGCGCGCCUGGAGGACGAGAUGCACGUGCAGGCAGCAUCGUCGAGCUACAAUGAUGAGUACAGGGUUCGAAUGCUGGCGAGUGCGCGGUCGGACCUGAGGAUGCCGCCGCCUCGGCCGUUCAUUGGCUUUUCACUGUUGGAGGAUGUGGAGAAGGGCAUCCUUAUGGUGGACGGACUUUACAGGGAUGGUCCGGCCUACCAGACAGGCAUCCGCCUCGGGGAUGUUCUGCUGCGUAUCGCGGGGGUUUACGUGGAUUCAAUCGCGAAGGCGAGGCGGGUGGUGGAGGCGCGGUGCCGCUGCGGCUGCGUAGUUCCCAUGACCCUGGCGACGAAGAUGAACCAGCAGUACAGCGUGGCUCUGUGGAUCAUGACGGUGGAUCGGCAGUACACCGACAAGCCAUUCUAUUUUGAUGUGCGCAUGCACCACCGCAUCGAGAGUUCGCAGAGGGGGAAGAGGGCGCAGUGGUUGGAGGUAGGCAGCCCAUCCACAUCUUUGGCUUCCACGCCCCUCAUGCCGAGCUGGCGUGAGGCGAUGCCGCGUCGGGGCUCAGAGCUGCGGUCAAGUGCGCGUUCAGCCUUCGUUGCCACGUCGUACUUCUCGAGCGCGCGCAGGUUGGCCAAGUCAGAAAGUGAGCGACCGCGCGCAUCCUCCAGCGUUGCUAUGGCGGAGGAGGCGGAGGAGGCGGAGGAGGCGGUGGAGGCGGUGGAGGCGAUCGCGGUGGCGCCGGACGGGUACACCACACCCAACGAAGUGCGCGACCGUAGUUGA